AUGGAUAAAGAUGGAUUUGUAUUAAUUGUUAAAGGAAGAAAGAAUAAGGCAUUUAAAGGAGAUGAAAAGAAAGAUCUUAAACCAUCACAACUACAAUCGGCAAAUGAUAUCAAACGAGAUAAUCAACUUCGAGAAAAGGAGUUAUCUAAAAGAGUAAACAUGUCUUCUAAUUGGGGUGAUGAUGACGAUGAUAAUAAUGAAAAGAAGAAAAAGAUAACAACAACAAAGAAUAGGAAAAAUAAUAAACUAUUUACAGAAGUUUCAAAAAGAAGAAAAAUAGAAACAAUGAAAAAUACAGAAUUCUUUAAAGAGAUUAUAGAAAAUGAAAAGAUUAAAUCAAUGUUGCAAGAUAGAUUAGAAGAUAUUGUGUGUUAUGGUAUUGGUAACUUUGAAGAAUCUAAAAAAUGUCAAGAACAACUAUCAUUUAUAUUGGCGCUGAAUAGUUUAUUCAAGAUUAGUGGAUCAUUGUUUAUAUAUGAUCCAGUCAUGUCGGAUAUGGAAAUCAACGUAUCUACACUAUUGGGAUUUAAAAUCAUUGAAACGAAUGAACAAUGUAAAAGAUCGGUCAAGUGUCAACCAGAUUGUGAAUCACAACGCUCGACACUAUUCUAUAUGCCAUUUUGUCCGAGAAAGUUAUACGAUAAUGUAUUGUGGGCCAAUUGGUCACCGCAAUCACUUGGUAGAUUGAUAGUGAUUGGUAAUAGUUGGAAUCUAUACAAUGAAUCAUUAAACAAACCAGAUGAAUCAUAUCUACAAUACAGUUAUACAACAAAGGCAUACCAAAACAAACUCUAUCAAGAAAUAUCAUUACCCAACAAUUACCCUACCAAAUUCAUUUUCCAUGAUCUUUCAUUUCACUCUUUUGAAUUGUCAAACCAAAUUACAGACGAUUUAGAUUUAAUUUGGAAAGAUUUUAAUGAACCUCCAACCAUUUCAAAUGAUUCAGAAGUACAAUAA
Molecule: messenger RNA, 957 nt
Organism: Cavenderia fasciculata
Lineage: Eukaryota; Evosea; Eumycetozoa; Acytosteliales; Cavenderiaceae
Exons: 2
Coding region: 1-957 (318 amino acids)
Biological process (GO): microtubule-based process
Cellular component (GO): nucleus; cytoplasm
Source: RefSeq, a predicted model, not a curated record